CAAUUAUUUUCACCACACUCAAAAUUAGGGUAGUCUUCUUCGGCCAAAGUAGAAAGGUGAGGAAAAAAAAACACAGCUUUCCUGUAAAUUGAAUUUGGUAGGCUGCAUUUUAGAGGGAGAUGGCUGAUUUCAUUACAUCUACUCACAGAACCAAGUGGAUUCUUACUCCCCAAGAAAUUAAACAUAAAUACAAAGUUGCCAAUCAAAGAGCUAAACAAGCACUAGAGAAGUAUGGAACAACACGAAUGGAAGUUGAUAUCGAUGGGUCGUUCUCGUAUGCUGAAAUUCAAAAUGACGCAAAAGAUAGUGCUGAAAAGCGUCCUAAGCCACUCAAGGUCGAAGAAGAACAACUUCUAAGGGCUUUCUACGAGUUCAAGAUUCAAGACGUCUGUGAUGCCUUUAAGUUCCCACGUAAGAUUCAGGCGACAGCUCUCCUUUAUUUCAAGAGGUUUUAUCUGCAAUGGUCCGUGAUGGAACAUCACCCCAAAGACAUUAUGUUAACCUGCAUAUAUGCUGCUUGCAAGGCAGAGGAAAAUCAUGUAUCAGCUGAGGAGCUUGGUAAGGGGAUUGGACAGGAUCAUCAUGUAAUCCUCAAUAAUGAGAUGCUGGUUUUCCAGAGUCUUGGAUUUGAUCUUAUUGUUUAUUCUCCCUAUCGUGCACUUGAAGGUUUUAUCAGUGAUUUAGAGGAGUUCUGUGGAGCUAAAGAUGAGGAUCAGCUUGUGGCACUGAAGGGUUCACUCAAUACUGCUAGGAUGGAGGCAGAUAAGAUUAUGCGUACUGAUGGACCACUUCUAUUCCCACCUGGGCAGUUGGCAUUGACAGCUUUGCAUAGAGCUAACACAAUGCACGGCAUAUUUGAUUUAGAGAGGUACCUGAGAAGUGUUCUAUCACGUCAACAUCCAGAUCACGCCAUUUCAGAACUUACUGGUUCUAUAAAUACCGUUGAUUCUUUGAUUGGUAAACUUUUGACUCCGACUUCCAAAGAUGUGAAGCACAUUGAUCGGAAACUCAAAUCAUGUCUUGAUCCGGGUUCACAUGACAAGAGUAAAAAACGGAAGCAUAGAUCCAAAGAUAGCUCAAAUGAAGUUACAGAUAUCUCUUGAUCUGCUCGAAGUUUGUAGCUUCAAGCAUAUGUUAUUUGGCCGGUGAAAUAGUUCCUCAUUGCCACUCAUCAGUUUCCGUAUAUGGAGUUAAACAUCAAGGUAGACUGGAAGACAUCGUCUACUACAUUUGCAUCAGGUCGAGAGAAGCAGCAGAGUCAGGUCAAGGAUUUAAAUUUAAUGGGUUCUACUUUUAGGAUUAUCCUCAUUGAACUCAUUACUCAUUAUACUGUUGAAAUUAUGGGUUUCGAUCUUAAAUUUGUUGAGAUUUUCAUAGAUUUUUACAUAUAUACACACACACAUCUAUACUCUGUAUUGAAAACCGUGGAUUCAGAUGAACUUGCAUCCUAAAGGCGACAUCCACCCCCGAGAAGAAGCAUCAAUAAAGAGGUGCAUGUAUGAAUGGAUAAAUGGCUCUCUCGGUGAGCUGAAGAUGGUUCAAUCGUUUCUGUUUUUAAUUUUAUUAUUGGUUUCCUAAA
Capsicum annuum is the source of this 1579-nucleotide messenger RNA. Its product is annotated as cyclin-H1-1. The transcript has 13 exons. The record is from RefSeq and is a predicted model, not a curated record. Gene Ontology annotation, molecular function: cyclin-dependent protein serine/threonine kinase regulator activity. Gene Ontology annotation, cellular component: transcription factor TFIIK complex; nucleus. Bases 120 to 1103 code for a protein of 327 amino acids. NCBI's taxonomy places the organism in Eukaryota, Viridiplantae, Streptophyta, Magnoliopsida, Solanales, Solanaceae. Gene Ontology annotation, biological process: regulation of transcription by RNA polymerase II; regulation of cyclin-dependent protein serine/threonine kinase activity.